ACAGUUUAGUUACCUUGUGGGUCAGAGAGAAGUGUUUGCAUUCUGAACCAGUUUGCUGUUUUAAGAGACAUUUAUGGAGCCCUUGUUUUUUGAGGUUAACCUCCUUGUUGUACUCUUUUUGUCAGGAAUCUGUGUCAGAUCAUCUUUGGCUUUUCCGCCUGAACAUUUCACACAGCAUGCUUCAUUUCAAAAACCUCAGCUUACAGGGAGCCAGAGCUCCAAACACACUGCACAGCAGCACCUGAAGGUUCUGGCAGGGGAACGAGAGAAGGUGAACACGGUCAGCGUGACCUGCCAUCCGGACUUAUUGGAGAUUGUUAUCAAAGCUGACAUGUUUGAGGUUGGAGCUCCUGUUAACGGGGAUGAGUUGCGCCUUGGAGUUGAAUACAAUGAAUUCUGUAGAGCUACAGCGUCUUCAGGAGAUGAAUACAGAAUUGUUGUUGGACUACUGGACUGUGGCACCAAACACUGGAUGACUGAUGACUCUCUGGUCUACACGAAUCUGCUCAUCUUCUCUCCUGAGAUGUCGCCUGAUGGGGUGAUUCGAAUGGAUGAGGCUGUAAUUCCAAUUGAGUGUCAUUACGAAAGGAGGUACAGUUUGUCCAGUUCUUCACUCACGCCGACCUGGAUCCCCUUCAUGUCUACUCAAGCUGCAGUGGAAACCUUGGAGUUUGACUUGAGAAUCAUGACAAAUGACUGGCUAUAUGAAAGAGGCUCUAAUGUGUUUUACCUCGGCGAGCCCAUCGGCAUCGAAGCCUCUGUCAGAAUUGGACAUCACAUGGGGCUCCGAGUAUUUAUAAGCAGCUGUGUGGCUACACUCUACCCAGACAUAUACUCUAAUCCCAGAUACGACUUCAUUGAAAAUGGGUGCUUGGUUGACUCCCAGCUUCCAGGUUCAAAGUCCCACUUCUUACCCAGGACACAGGAUGACAAGCUCCACUUGGUCAUUGAUGCCUUCAGGUUCCACAAUGAGGACAAAGGAGAGCUCUACAUCACAUGUCACCUGAAUGCUGUACCAGUAAAUGAUGCAGAGGCACAAAAUCAAGCAUGCACUUUAGUAAAUGGAAGAUGGCGGUCAGCUGACGGUAAUGACUACUUGUGUGGGUAUUGUCAAGGCCAAAAUGAAGUGGGCCAAACCCACAGUAAGCCCAGCAGCUCUGGCAAGUUUGCUCCUCGUGGGUUUGGGAAGUCAAAUGAAGCUGAGACUUCCUGGAGGGGUGGACUGAACACCAACAAAGUGUGGGAGCAGGAGGCAAGAGUGGGUCCAGUGUUGGUCUUGCCAACCAAGAAAAGUGGGCCUCUACCUGUGGAGGAUCUCCCUCCAGUCCUCCAUAAAAUCAGCAUACCUACUCUGUAUGGCAGUCAGUGGAAAAGUGGUAUAAGCCCCAGAACUGAUCUGGAGAAGGGACUGCUUCCUGGUCCGCCAUCUACCUCAGACCAGGUGGAGGAUUUGACUGUUGCUUCUGAGCAGAAAAAAGAUGGCUCCCAUGUGGAUUUGGGCAAAAGCAGAACAGAUCCAAAAGAAGGAGACUCGGACAAUACAGUCACAACUCCUGAGGUCACACUGAAAUCGAAAGCAGCACUGGACACUAACACCACCGCAGCCCCCAGUGACCUCAGCCCCACUAUGCAGUUUAAGGUGGAUGUGACGACGCUGUCAAAUGCAACUGCUGCAGAAUCUGACCUUUCGGAUACAAAUGACCCAAAGAGAUAAUAAACAAUUAAAACUACA
This is a messenger RNA of Thunnus maccoyii (southern bluefin tuna), 1732 nucleotides long. Its product is annotated as zona pellucida sperm-binding protein 3-like. Gene Ontology annotation, cellular component: extracellular matrix. The record is from RefSeq and is a predicted model, not a curated record. NCBI's taxonomy places the organism in Eukaryota, Metazoa, Chordata, Actinopteri, Scombriformes, Scombridae. Gene Ontology annotation, biological process: binding of sperm to zona pellucida; egg coat formation; positive regulation of acrosome reaction. The transcript is spliced from 10 exons. Bases 74 to 1714 code for a protein of 546 amino acids. Gene Ontology annotation, molecular function: acrosin binding.